Cynara cardunculus var. scolymus (artichoke) is the source of this 779-nucleotide messenger RNA. RefSeq lists its product as uncharacterized. The record is from RefSeq and is a predicted model, not a curated record. The transcript has a single exon. Bases 136 to 708 code for a protein of 190 amino acids. Lineage: Eukaryota; Viridiplantae; Streptophyta; Magnoliopsida; Asterales; Asteraceae.
CUUUUAGUUUACUAGUUAUUUACCAAGUCCACUUGUACUAGAUCAAGAUGGAACGGUUUAACUAACCAACACUAAUUCCAUUUAUAAUCAAUCAAUUAAUCCUACCAUACUCAUCAUCACUUUCUGGAUAUUGCUAUGGGGAACCACAUGAUCUCUCAUAUGCAUGCCUCACGUGGAAGAAGAAUCAUACUCUCCGACGGGACCCUCCAAGAAUACGAGAACCCAGUCACGGUAGCAGAGCUCAUGCUAGACCAUCCACAGCAAGUGGUUGUGGAGUUUGAUCAGAAAGCAAGAAAGCCAACCCCUUUGCCUGCCGACCUGAAGCUUGAGACUAGCAAGAUUUACAUGAUGAUGCCUAUGAAGCGAUCAAUGUCAUGUGAAGAAGCUCGUUACCUUCUGCUGAGGGCCAAUGCGCUUCUCAGUUCGUCCAACUCAUUCGUGUCGGCCUACACAGGGUUUCUUCCGUUGUUUGCUAGGAUCCGUCUGGCUGUGAAAAAGGGCAAGUCAGAGUCACAGAUGGUGUUGAAAGCAAAACCAGGAGUAGGCUUAUUUAUGAAAAAGGAAAUGGAAAUGGAAAUGGAGUCGCAAGGCAGGUCUGCUGAUUAUUACUUGAGCAGGCAGUUAUCUGGGAAAGCUUCAUGGAAGCCUAGUUUGGAUACCAUCAAGGAGAAAGGGGUCAAGGCAAAGAUCCGCCAUUGGUUGCUUUGAAUUAAACACUUUAUUUUCAAAAUAAUAUUAACGUUUCUGCUUUCUAGUUAUAUAUAAACGCUUGGAUAUCA